Molecule: messenger RNA, 821 nt
Organism: Juglans regia (Persian walnut)
Lineage: Eukaryota; Viridiplantae; Streptophyta; Magnoliopsida; Fagales; Juglandaceae
Exons: 2
Coding region: 64-522 (152 amino acids)
Molecular function (GO): zinc ion binding
Source: RefSeq, a predicted model, not a curated record
UUUGCAUUCUUAAGACCACGUAGCAUUCUUAAGACAUUAGUUUGCUUACCAAUUUUUACCUUCAUGGUUAGACUAAUAGAAGGGAUCAUCAAGUUGUUUGUUUUUCAACAAGUUGGUUUUUCACAAUCACGAAUGGCAUCAUCCCAAUCAUCAUCUUUAGUUAAUGAUUUUGUCAUGGAAGCACCAACUUGUUGGUGUGGUUUGAAAACACCACUGAAGAUGUCCUACAUCAAGAAAAAUCCUGGAAGGAGAUUCUUUGCCUGCCCAAAGUAUAAUACGGGAGAUGUGAGGUGUGACUUCUUCGUAUGGGCGGAUAUAUUUCAGUUGCUAGAGGAGAACAUUUUAUCAAGAGAGGAUAAGGCUUGGAAGACGUGGGAUGAUAUAUUAAAGCGCGAGUAUGCCGUUAGCAAAAGGGAAGAGAAAAUGAGAGAGAUGACGAAGAAUCUAAAAAAAGAAAAGCAGAAGUUAUUGUGUUUGUAUUGGGUUGUCACUUUUGUAAUAGUGUUUGCUUGGUUCGGAUAAUUAUUUGUAAAGGUUCAUUUUAGGAAUGGUUUGUAUAGCAUGGUAUUUACUGCGUUUUGGUUCUGUUUUGCAAACUGAAAAAAUUCAGUUUGCUUUUGAACUUGUAUUGUAAAUUAUUUGGAAUCACUUGUGUAAAAAUGGGACUUCAAAUGCAGUUUUUAGUUGUAGGAAUCAAUUUGGUGGGUCCAAUAUAGAAGCAAAGACACUGUUAUUAUGUACAAGAUCCUUAAGAUUUAAUUUUUUGUGUUAAAAUGCAAAUAAUUCUGAGCUGGAUGCCUCCUUCCCCGGGUAUCUAUAUA